This is a messenger RNA of Sipha flava (yellow sugarcane aphid), 1549 nucleotides long. RefSeq names its product flavin-containing monooxygenase FMO GS-OX4-like. The record is from RefSeq and is a predicted model, not a curated record. NCBI's taxonomy places the organism in Eukaryota, Metazoa, Arthropoda, Insecta, Hemiptera, Aphididae. The transcript is spliced from 8 exons. Bases 119 to 1453 code for a protein of 444 amino acids. Gene Ontology annotation, molecular function: N,N-dimethylaniline monooxygenase activity; flavin adenine dinucleotide binding; NADP binding.
GUUAUAAACAUUUGAUUGAUUUUCAUUUGAUUUGUCAUCGUGCUGUGCCUUUGUAUUUUUUAAAUACAUUUUUAUAACUUAAAAGUAACUUUUGAAGUAUCUGCAUAUACUUGAAGCAAUGCGUCUUGAAAAAGAAACCAAAAAGUCCGUGGCCAUUAUUGGUUGUGGAGCAGCUGGGCUAGCUGCUCUUAGACAUUUUUCGGUCGAGGGGUCUCAAUUUACAUGCGUGUGCUACGAGCAGACCGACAACGUCGGCGGCACUUGGGUGUACACCGACAACGUAGGCAAAGACAAAUAUGGCUUACCGGUUCAUUCCAGCAUGUACAAAAGUUUAAGAACUAAUUUGCCUAAAGAAAUCAUGGAGCUUCCAGGAUUUCCACACAAGGGCCCUGAAGACAAGUCGUACGUGGCGGCCAAUGAAAUGCUUAAAUACCUGGAAGACUAUGCAGACCAUUUUGACUUAAAGAAACACAUCAAAUUCCACCAUCAUGUAAAGAACAUCAGUCCUUUGGAGGGAGAUCGUUGGUUAGUGACCGCGAUCAACCUACAAGACAACAUCACGGAAACGUCUGAAUUCGAUGGAGUUAUUGUUUGCAUUGGAAACUAUAGCAAUCCAGUUAUUCCUGAAGUUCCUGGAAUCGAAAAAUUCCGUGGAAUGAAAAUUCACAGUCAUGAUUACAGAGAUUCUUCAGUAUUUAAGGACAUGAGUACUGUGGUCAUUGGUUGCGGACCCUCAGGGCUGGACAUAUCUUUUGAUAUCGCAAAAGUCGCCGGAAAAGUAUACCUAAGUCAUCAUAACCAACGCGUUAAAAACAUGAAAUGUCCACCAAAUAUGGUACAAAAAGUAGAUAUUCAAGAAGUGGUUGAAAACGGUGUACUUUUUAAAGAUGGUUCUUAUGAGCAAGUUGAUUCGAUUUUAUACUGCACAGGUUAUACGUAUAAAUACCCAUUCUUGAGCUCCGAGUGUGGUAUUCGUGUUGAGAACAACAAUGUAAAAUGGCUUUUUAAGCACUUUGUUAACAUCGAACACCCAACAAUGUACUUCAUUGGAAUUCCUACCAACACCACUGGUUUUUGGAUGUUUGAUUUACAGGUGCGGUGUGCCAAAACGUUUUUGGAAGGAAAAGCGAAAUUACCCAGCAAAGAAGAAAUGUUAGAGGACACCCGCAGGGACGUGGAGUCAAGGUUAGCUAGUGGGUUACGACCCAAAGAAUUGCACAUGAUGGGACGUAGAUCGAUGGAAUAUUACGACUCAUUGUCGUCUCUAUCGGGACUGGAUUCAGUACCACCAGUUGUUCUGCAAAUCUACUUUGACGGGUUCGACAGGUUCAUGUGCGACUUCUCUCACUUCAGGGAAGAUAAAUACAAGCUAUUGGAUAAAGAUCAUUACAUGGUUCAGUUUCCAAAUGAAGUCGAACCUAUAAUGAAAAAACAAGAAAUCGCUUCACAUUAACAGUUUUCGAUUUUGUACAAGUACCUAUAUAUACACAUACAUACAUACAUAUAUAUGUAUGUAUGUAUUUGUGAUGCAAAUCAUGUGAAUUUUAAC